Eimeria necatrix is the source of this 438-nucleotide messenger RNA. RefSeq lists its product as hypothetical. The record is from RefSeq and is a predicted model, not a curated record. The transcript has 3 exons. NCBI's taxonomy places the organism in Eukaryota, Apicomplexa, Conoidasida, Eucoccidiorida, Eimeriidae. Bases 1 to 438 code for a protein of 145 amino acids.
AUGUUCGUUGCGGUGUCUGUACACCCCAGCUGCUGCCCCCCGCCCCACAAAUUCGUUUCUUUGGCGCCUUUGUCUGCAAACCUCCCUUCUGAGCAGCAGCAGCAGCAGCAGCAGAAGCAGCAGCAGCAGCAGAAGCAGCAGCAGAAGCGGCAGCAGCAGCAGCAGAAGCAGCAGCAGCAGCAGCAGCAGAAGCAGCAGCAGAAGCAGCAGCAGAAGCGGCAGCAGCAGCAGCAGAAGCAGCAGCAGAAGCGGCAGCAGCAGCAGCAGCAGAAGCAGCAGCAGAAGCGGCAGCAGAAGCAGCAGCAAACCCGCAGACUUCUUGGGGUUUACGAGGGGUUUACUGGGGAGGGGGAACAGCUUGUUGCAAACGUCGAUGUGGAACUGCUCGGUUAUGGACUCGGGCCGCAGGCUGCCAGGGUUAUAAAGUUUACAGUUUAG